AUGAGCGCUCUGGAGCCCACCACGCCGAGCCCUCAGCGUGCCCGUCCCUCAGCGCGCCGCCAAGGGGGGCGGGCACGCACCCAUCAGCACUGCGUGGCGAUUGGCCCGGCGUUCCCGCCCUCUGCAGCGAUUGGCCUGGCGUUCCCGCCCUGUGCAGCGAUUGGCCCUGCGUUCCCGCCCUGUGCAGUGAUUGGCCUUGCGUUCCCGCCCUGUGCAGCGAUUGGCCCGGCGUUCCCGCCCUGUGCAGUGAUUGGCCUGGCGUUCCCGCCCUGUGCAGCGAUUGGCCCGGCGUUCCCGCCCUGUGCAGCGAUUGGUGCUCCCUGCGGCCUUGUGGAAGGCUCGGCGCGCGGCGGGAGUGCGGACUCUGAGGGGAGCAAAGAUGGCGGCGGCAGCGACACCUGCGGGUCCCGCCGCGGGAAGCCCGGGGCUGUCGCUGCAGGGGCCGGGAAGAGCUGCCCGUGCUGCCCGCGGCUCUCCUCACCCCACCGCGCUGCCGCCGAGAGCUCACCCCGCACGGCCGGGACCCGCCGCGACCUGCGCGGGGCAGAGGAGGGCCCGGGACAGCCCGGCCCAGGCGGGGCAGGGGCUGUGCCGGCGGCGGAAGCGCCGCUCCGCCCGCCCCCAGCCGCGGGCCCCGCCGCGCCGCGCUGGAGGCGGCGAGCGACCCCCCGCCCGCAGCCCCUCGCCUGGAGCAAGCUGCGGCCGCAGUCGUACCAGAGCCCCAGCGGAGUGCUCGUCACCGACUUCCCCGUGGAGGACAGGUGCGCCUUCUCCGUGACUCAGCCCACCGGCACCGGCACGCGCCCGCCCGGCAGCCCCGCCAUGGGAUCGGUGUCCAACGGGACCGUGCGGCCGCCGGGCUCCCCCGCGCUGUCCCCGGAGCGGCGCUCCCGGCUGCUCGUCCCGGCUCCGGACGGUCCUGUCGGUUCCACCGCCAACGGCACCAUCUCCUCGCCGGGCAGCGGGCAGGGCCGCCGGCCGCGGCCGCCCGGGACCGCGGGGCUGCCCGCGCUGGCCCCGCAGCAGGAGCGGAUCGUGUUCGGAGCCAGCGCUCAGCCCGCACCGUGUCCCCGGGCAGCCGAGCCCCCGGAGGCGCCGGGGGGAUCCCCCGGGCCCAGCCGGGCUGCCGGGCCCCCGGAGGCGCCGGGGGGAUCCCCCGGGCCCAGCCGGGCUGCCGGGCCCCCGGAGGCGCCGGGGGGAUCCCCCGGGCCCAGCCGGGCUGCCGGGCCCCCGGAGGCGCCGGGGGGGUCCCCCGGGAGCGGGCCGCCGGCGGUGCCGUGCGCGGAGCCCCCCGCGCUGCUGAGCACGCACAGCCCCGCGGCGCGCAGGGUGGGCUCGCAGCAGCUGAUCCCCCGCAGCCUGGCCGAGAGCCGGCCCGCGGGCCGCGCCCAGGGCCACGAGCGGGGCCUCAAGGUGCGCAGCCUGGUGGAGACCCCCCGGCUGUCCCUCGGCAGCGACCCCGAGGACGAGCCCGAGGGCGGCCCGGGCGCGCUGCGGCGCGGGCUGCGCUCCACGUCCUACCGCCGGGCCGUGGUGAGCGGCGUGGACCUGGACGGCUCCGCCGACUGCAAGAAGAAAAACAGAAUGUCCCAGCCCAUCCUGAAAGCGGUGGUUGAAGAUAAAGAGAAGUUCUCGAGCCUGGGGAGGAUAAAGAAGAUGCUGAAAGGACAAGGGACGUUCGAUGGGGAAGAAAAUGCUGUAUUAUAUCAGAACUAUAAAGAAAAAGCUCUGGACAUAGAUUCUGAUGAAGAGUCUGAGCCCCAAGAGCAGAAGCUGGAUGACAAGGUUGUUUUUCCCUAUAAGCCCCUGAGGUCGACGUGGAGCCAGCUCUCUGUGGUGAAGAAGAAUGGCCUGUCAGAAGCCAUCAGCCAGGAGGAAAGGAAGAGACAGGAGGCAAUAUUUGAGGUGAUAUCUUCUGAGCACUCCUAUUUGCUGAGCCUGGAGAUUCUGAUCCGGAUGUUUAAAAAUUCCAGGGAACUGAGCCUCACAAUGACCAAAACAGAGAGCCACCACCUCUUCUCCAACAUCACGGAUGUUUAUGAAGCAAGCAAAAAGUUCUUUGAAGAGCUGGAGGCCAGGCACCAGAGCAGCGUUUUCAUCGACGACAUCAGCGACAUCGUGGCGAGGCACGCGGGCUGCAGCUUCGACCCCUACGUGAAGUACUGCACCAACGAGGUGUACCAGCAGCGCACCCUGCAGAGACUGCUAGCCACAAACCCAGCCUUUAAGGAGGUGUUGUCCCGGAUCGAGUCCCACGAGGACUGCCGGAACUUGCCCAUGAUCUCCUUCCUCAUCCUCCCCAUGCAGAGGGUCACUCGUCUCCCCUUGCUGAUGGAUACUAUUUGCCAGAAAACCCCCAAGGAUUCAGCAAAAUACGAGAACUGCAAGCAGGCUCUGAAAGAAGUCAGCAAGCCAUUUCCAUUGGUUUCCUCCUCACGGUGGCUGGUGAAAAGGGGUGAAUUAACAGCCUAUGUAGAAGACACUGGACUUUUUUCCAAAAGAACCUCUAAGCAGCAGGUGUACUUCUUCCUCUUCAACGAUGUCCUCAUCAUCACCAAGAAAAAGAGUGAGGAGAGCUACAACGUCACCGAGUACUCGCUGCGGGAGCAGCUGCUGGUGCUGCCCUGCGACGGCGAGGAGCCCAGCUGCUCUCCCAGGAACGCGGCCGGGGUGCUCCACUCGGGCCGCGCUUCUGCCUCCCACCUCUUCAGGCUCCUGCUGCUCAGCAACCACGCCGGGGACAGGGUGCAGAUGCUCCUGGGAGCAGAGACUCAGAGUGACAGAGCCCGCUGGAUCACGGCGCUGGGCCAGGACAGCGACGGGCAGCACACGGACAGGACCUCACUGGCUCAGGUGGAGAUCAUCAGAACGUACACAGCCAAGCAGGCCGAUGAGCUCUCUCUCCAAGUCGCCGAUGUCGUUUUGGUUUAUCAGAAGGUGAAUGAUGGCUGGUACGAGGGGGAGCGGCUGCGGGACGGCCAGAGGGGCUGGUUCCCCUCGGAGUGUGCCCGGGAGAUCACCUGCAGGGCCACCCUGGACAAGAACAUGGAGCGCAUGGGCCGCCUGCUGGGGCUGGAAACCAACGUGUAAGCAACGAGCAGCCGGGCCGGGGCACGCCGCAGACGCGGUCCCUGCUCUGACAGCUCCGAGCUGAGCCCCAGCAGCAGCACCUUGCAGCAGUGUCUCGGGCACGCUUUGCAGCUCUGCCUCGCUGCCUCCUUACCCUCUGCUCUGUCUGCUUUUGAGCAUCUGAAGUUGUUUCCAGCAGCAGAACUCUGGAGGGGCCUGCCUGGCCCAGUGCUGGCUGUCCUGCUGCUGAGGAGCUGCAGCCCCAGACCCUGUGUUACUGUGACACCCUCGUGUCAGCACCCGCGUGGCACCUGAACUCCAGCGAGCAGCCCUGGACUCUGUAAAGGCUGACCUACCUCUCCAGGGCAAAUCAGGGAUGGCACAGCUGGCACGGGCACAGCUGGCAUGGGCACAGCUGGCACAGGCACAGCUGGCACUGCCUCGCCAGGACUCUGCAGCUGCGCCUCCAUGGGGCUGCUCUGACCGGCUCCAGGUUCUGCUGUGGGCAAAGGAUUUCUGAAAGCCAGGAAAAGGCACCACCCUCUGCUGCUCCAUCCUAGCACAGGUAUUUUACUGCAGAAUAACUGCUGGAAGUGGGGGCAGUGGUUUCUGGUUUUCUCAGGUGCACUUCACUCAGUGCUUCAGGGCAGCGGUGAUGAGAACACGAAAUGCACUCACUGAACAAAUGCACUCAAGGCUGAGCAGAGUUCGGGGCAGGUGCCUGCAGAGGUGUGAGUGUGAGUGAUAAAAACCCUCCCUUUCAAGGACCAGCUGCUGACUCAGCAGUGUGAAAUGAGGGGACAACUUGUACUACCAAGGCUUUCCUCCUGGUGCCUUCCCCAGCCUCUGCUGGCUUUUAUCCUGCACGAUGCUGAUUGGAGUGGUGAGUGAAUUGUUUGUAAAGAUGUGUAGCUCUAAUAAUUUAAACUACAGUAGGAAGGCAGUAAUUUUGUACAAAAAUACUUACCUGGACAGCGUGACAGUGGUUAUACAGCCUUACAAAUUAAUUUAUAAGUGGACUGAUAAAACAGUAAUGAGAGAAACUGUAAAUUGAACAAAGACUUAUUUAACAUAGUAAAAACACUGCGACUGUUUUAACAGAUUUUACUGUAUACAUGUGGAUGUUUAACACAUAGCUGAAUGUAUAAAUCCAGGCAUUAAUUUUAUUCAGAUUUUUUUUAAUACACUGUAUAUAUUUUUCAUACCUAGUUUUUCCAAAAAUGCUGUAAUGUUUUGUAAAGACAUUUUUCAUUUUUCCUAUUGUUGGACACAGUUCUUCAGGAAUUAAAAGACUUCUAUGAUUUUAUAGGACAACAAUCAAUAAAGUGCUUUUAAAUCCUUACUAAAAAAAGUUUUGAUUUUGUUUUAAAUGCCAUAAAGCCACCAGGUGAUAAUGUAAUUUUUGUCAGAGAAAGUAAAUCUCUUCAGUAAACAUUGGCAUUUUAGCUUUUCCUGUUCUGUAAAGGUAAAUAGCACCAUCCUAUGUCCUACCUCAUCUGUCAUAGAUCCCAGUUACCUGUUGGACUUGGAGCACUGGCCUGGGACAGCAUCUCCUUGCUGAGACACCAUUAAGAGGGAGAUGGGAAAAGUCUUCAGUUCCCUCUGCUUCUUGUAGUUCAGCACAGUUCAGCUGGAAGGAACCCACAGCCCUGUGAGUCCAACCCCCCCAGGGCUGACCCAGUGUUAAAUCCUGUUCCUGAGUGUUUUUAACCACCCUCAGCCCUGGGCCAUCACCACCUCUCCAGGGCCUGUUGCAGGCUCUGUCCCUUCCCCCAGUGAAGCUCUGCUUCCUUGUGUCCAGUCCAAACUCAGCUUGACCUGUUAACUGCCCAGCCUCCUGUCCCUGGAGCCCAGGGCAGGGAGCUCAGACACUCCACACUAUUUUCAUUAGCAAAAAAUAAAGUCAUUUUUAGCACUGACUUCUCUAUCAGCACUGCUGUUGCAAAGGAAAUCACCUGAAAACUCAAGCCCUUCAUCAGCCCUGUGCACUUUGAACACACACACACACCCCCCUCUCCCUUUUAACUGGAGGUGGGCACUGCACCAGCACCUCCUUUUUAACUGGGAGCCCAGCAGUGGCAGCUGGCAGUUUGUUACUGCAACAUCAGCUCUGAUUUCUGCAGGGCAUGCAGUGCUCCCCUUCCUCCUGAUCAGGACACAGGUUGCCAACAGAAGGCUCUCGCUUGCCCAGAUGGAAUCUCCAAUGAAAUCUCUGUGUGCCUGUGGCUCCCCAGGCCCUGCUCAGGACUGCACACCAGGCAGGUGGUGGUGGGAGGGAGGCUGAAGGACUUUCUGUGCAGCUGGCAGUGGCAAAGAGGAGCUGGG
Molecule: messenger RNA, 5394 nt
Organism: Onychostruthus taczanowskii (white-rumped snowfinch)
Lineage: Eukaryota; Metazoa; Chordata; Aves; Passeriformes; Passeridae
Gene: ARHGEF26
Product: Rho guanine nucleotide exchange factor 26
Exons: 14
Coding region: 1-3090 (1029 amino acids)
Biological process (GO): activation of GTPase activity
Molecular function (GO): protein binding; guanyl-nucleotide exchange factor activity
Source: RefSeq, a predicted model, not a curated record